AUGCGAAAUCCCCAGAUUCUGCCAUGCGACCACAGCUUCUGUAAGAACCCCUGCCUCUUGAAGUAUCCAAAUUCGACCUGGGCCAGCUGUAUUUACUGUCUCAUUGAGGUUCCCGCCUCUCAACUGCAGCCUAACUACAAGCUGGCGGCGCGGAUUCGCGAGGUUCAGCGGGCCAGAACACGAUUUGAGUUUUGUCCCCUUUGUAAUAAAGCCGUUGAGCAGCGAAUUCAAUGUGAGCACUGUAUGCUUCAGGUCUGCUUCACAUGUCGCAAUCAGCACAUGAAAGUUGUGAGUUUCACCAUUUUCUAUUAA
Dibothriocephalus latus is the source of this 312-nucleotide messenger RNA. The record is from the annotation of a GenBank genome assembly. NCBI's taxonomy places the organism in Eukaryota, Metazoa, Platyhelminthes, Cestoda, Diphyllobothriidea, Diphyllobothriidae.